This is a messenger RNA of Fundulus heteroclitus (mummichog), 12027 nucleotides long. Its product is annotated as obscurin-like protein 1. The coding region runs from base 413 to 11011 and encodes 3532 amino acids. The transcript is spliced from 38 exons. The record is from RefSeq and is a predicted model, not a curated record. Gene Ontology annotation, molecular function: protein binding. NCBI's taxonomy places the organism in Eukaryota, Metazoa, Chordata, Actinopteri, Cyprinodontiformes, Fundulidae.
CUGCAAAAGCAUUUAACAGCACUCCAUGAACAAUGACAGUUGCAGCGUCUCAGGCCAGAAGGUAUCCAGAGACAGAAGGACGGCGCUGAUCUGGUUCCCCGGGAAGCUGGAGUUUCUCUCUUAGAGUUCCUGCUGCUGGACAGAAAGUUCGGAGACAAUGUAACUGAGCCUGGACCCUUCAGGAUAGCAUGUGCCUGAAUGUAAAAGCUACUGGGGACACCGCUCAGCCUUCAGGAAACCGGUGGCCUUGCUUCCCAACUCGGGCUACGACCGCAGGCUCGGAAUGUGUGCUGAUGAUCGUUCCCGGCGACUGAAGCGAGAAACAUAUUGCAAAGAACUUGGAUGGACUUGGUCCAGUGAAUAGCCGUGCAGAACUCUCCUGAACGACCUGAAGGAAGCUGUCAAAGAAGAAAUGGAUGUCUUUGGUGGUGCACCGCGUUUCUUAGCCUAUCCAAGACCUGUCAUGGUCCAAAGCGGGACUGACGCAGUUCUUAAGUGUCAGAUUGGUGGCGAUCCACGACCCGCUGUUAUCUGGGAGCGAAACAACGAAAAGAUUGACCCUCAAGGACGAUAUAGGGUCUUUGAAGAUGGCAAUGUUUACAACCUCAUCAUUUCAGCUGUUACUAUUGAGGACAGCGGCCAAUACAUUUGCAAAGCUAAGAACAGCAUUGGGGAAACCUAUGCCGCUGCCACCCUAAAGGUAGAAGGCGAGGCACAAGAGAUGGAGCUCAGAGAGGAAAACAAGCCGCGAUUCCUCAUCAAGCCUCUUUCCACCCGUGUCGGUCGUGGGGAAGACGCUGUCUUCUCCUGCAAACUGUGGGGAAACCCACGACCAGAAGUGGUCUGGGAAAAGGAUGGCAGAAAACUCAAUGAAAUAUUUGAGAGCACACAUUUCAGUGUGGGCUACCAGGAUGGGGGAUGGUUCCAGCUCAAGAUCUUCAAGACUCGCGCUCCGGACGGAGGAGUGUACACGUGCAAAGCUCGAAACGAGUUUGGGGAAGCACUUGCAGGAGCAGUGUUGCUCGUCGAUGCAGGUCCUGGACAUGAUGAGGAAGGAAACCGUAAUGGCUACACUAAUGGCCAUUGGAAAGUCCAUCAGGGAAAACAAAGGACUGGUAGACAAGUGCCACCCCGACUAAAGGAUGACGCCAUGACAAAGUCCACCAAAGUAAAAAUGUUUGCUGUGACUGAGGGCAAACAUGCCAAAUUCCGCUGCUUUGUGACCGGAAAACCGAAACCAGAAAUAAUCUGGAGAAAAGAUGGCAGACUUAUACUGUCCGGAAGGCGUUACUUGUUGUACGAAGACAGGGAGGGCUACUUCACCCUCAAAGUUCUGUAUUGCAAGCAAAAGGAUAAUGGAGUUUACGUAUGUGCUGCAUCAAAUACCGCAGGGCAAACCCUCAGUGCUGUACAUCUCUCUGUCAAGGAACCUCCUGUCCGGUUUAAGCAACCUCUCUAUGACCUUGAAGUUUGGGAACGGGAUUUAGCUGUACUAGAGUGUGAAGUCCCAGAAGACUCUGUUCCCAUCACAUGGUAUUUGGAGGACAGACGACUGCAGCCAGGGGCCAAAUAUGGGAUGGAGGAGUGGGGAACGAAGCGAAGACUGACAAUCAGAGACAUUGGAGUUGAUGACGACGGAAUCUACCUCUGUGAGAUGCCAGAUGGGGGUAGAAGUAUAGCUGAAGUAGCUGUAAAAGGCACAAUCUUGCGAAAGCUUCCAAGAAAAGUGGAUGUCUUGGAAGGUGAAAAUGCUGCCUUUUGUGUUGAAGUGGAGAAAGAAGAGAUGGACAUACAUUGGUACAAGGAUGGCAUUGAGCUGCGUGAAACCCAUCAGACCAUUCUCAAGUCCUUUGGUCGAACUCAUAUCCUGGUUUUUGUCAAUACAAUGCCCCAAGACUCUGGCCUUGUGACCUUUCUUGUGGGCAGGUCCAAGACCUCAUCUCAGUUAAGAGUAAAAGCGGCCCGACAUUGUCCCCCGAGUUGUCCAGUGGGAGUUCAGAUCAACACAGAGCGUGCUAAUGCAGCUCUUCUCUCGUGGGUUCCUGCUCCAGAUUCUCGAAAGAACCCUCCAUCUGGUUACGUGCUUGAACGACAAGAAGUAGGAACUGGUUCACAGGAGUGGCUGCAGUGUCUGACCACUGACUCUGCAACCUCAGUGGAGAUCCUUGGCGACAGUGUCCCAUGUGAAGCAGAUUAUCGUUUUCGCAUUUGUAGUGUAAAUAAAUAUGGAAAAAGCAAUAAUGUUGAGUUCCCAAGAACUGUUCACUUAGUUCCUGUAGCCAGAAUUCAAGCUCCUUUACAGGAUGCCCUGGUGCCAGAGGGACAAGAUGCUCUUUUCACCAUUGAGCUUUCCGCUUCAGUUAUUGGUACAUGGUUCCUAAAUGGUACUCAGCUUCAAGACGAUGAACGUUUCUCCCUCCGUAGAUCAAGAACCCACCAGUCUCUUCGUAUUCGAGGAGUACGUGACACAGACAAUGGAGCAGAAAUUACAUUCAUUGCUUAUGGCAUACGGGAUUCAGCAGCACUGUACAUCCAAGCUCCCCUUGUCAAGUUUUCACCACUUUCCGAAAUGGAUCGAAACAAGUUUGUAGAGGUUGGAAACCCCAUUGUGCUCUACUGUGAGCUCUCUGAUAGUGCUGCUCCAGUGCACUGGUACAAGAACGGCAUAGAAUUACAAACCGUGGAAGGUCUUCAUAUUCAAUCUGAGGGCACAAUGAGACGAAUUGUCAUCCAAUCGGCAGACUUCUCACAUUCAGGAGUGUACUGCUGUGAUGCCAUUGAUGAUGUAAUCAGGUUUAAUGUGGAAGUGGAGGCCCCACCUGUGAGGUUUACAGCAAUUCCAGAUGCAGAAAGGAACAAAACCAUCGAGGCUGGCCGGCCAUUUGUUUUACAGUGUGAGCUCUCAGAUCCUUCUGCCCAGGUGCACUGGUACAAAGACGGAUCGAAGCUCAAUCCUCAAAAUGGAGUGGAUGUCAAAGCUGAAGGCUUGGCGAGGAAACUGGUUGUCAGUUCAGCAGAAGCUGCGCACUCUGGCGUGUACUGCUGCAAGACAAAGGGUGACGCCAUCACCUUCAGUGUGGAGAUCACAGCUCCACCCAAGAAGUUCUCAGCUAUUCCUGAAGAUAUGAAGAACAAGUUGAUUGAAGCUGGCAGCCCUAUAGUACUCCAGUGUGUGGUGUCGGAUCCUGAGGGCCAGGUGUGCUGGUACAAGGAUGAAAUGAAGCUUAUUCCCAGUUUUGGAUUAGAAAUCCACUCAGUGGGCAACACAAGAACAUUAGUUAUUCAGUCUGCCGAGCCGUCCCACUCUGGUUUGUACAGAUGCGCCACACAGGAUGAUACCGUGGAAUUUCAAGUGGAGAUCAAAGCUCUACCUGUGGCAUACUCUACUAUCUUUGACGGUGAGAGAGCCGAGUCACUUGAAGUGAGGAACCCUUUGAAGCUGGAAUAUGAGGUUGCAGACUCUACAGUCCCAGUCUGCUGGAAUAAUGAUGGUAAACAGAUCCACCCACAAAAACGUUGGGAUAUACAAAGUAAUGGCGCAACAACUGGACCCAUUUUCCCACCCCCUGAGCUCUUGCACUCAGGAAAAUACUGCAGCAAAACCAUUGAGGCUACUAUGCACUUCUCUGUGGAUGAUAAAGCUCCAACAUUGUCGCCCAACCGGGACGUUGGGCAGUUCCAGACACUCCAAGCAACCUGUCCAAUUGAACAAGUUGGUGAAAGCCCAGACCCUGCAGACCAGGUGUCUUGGCAAAAGGAUUCAGAAUCCUAUUCAAGCAAAAAAUUUGAUUUUGAAAUGAGAGAGAUCAAGGAGACUCUUGUGAUUGAACCAACUCAUCCUUCAAACUCUGGAGCAUACUACUGUGCAACAGCAGAUGAUGUGGCCAAAUUAAUAGUAGAAAAUCAAGUGUCCCCAUCAACAUAUUUACCUGACCCUGACGAGAAGAUCAAGUCAAGCGAAGAACCCUACCCAAUUGUUCAGCAGUUUGAGAUUUCAGAUCCCAUUGCUAAAGCUUGCUGGUACAAAGACGGAACCCAGAUAUAUCCUAAAAGAGAAGCUGGCAGCGAAGAGCACAGCCAAAUCUUGCCCCUUGAGUCCCAAUACUUGUCUGAUGAUGGCAAGUUUGGCUGUGAUGCAUCUGAUGGUGUACAGUUAAAAGAGGACAUGAAAGCAGAGCAGUGUCACUCGGGUGAUGAGAUUGGUGAGAUAGCUGAUGCAUCAGCCCAAUACUCUGUGGAAGUCAAAGCUACAUCGCCAAGGCUCUCUUCUGACCAAGAAAGGAACAAGUCUACAGAAGAGCCUCACUCUGACCAAGAUAUCCAGAUGUCCCCACAAUGCAAUUCUGGCAUCUUCACUGGAAAUGGGAGAGAUGAAGUCAAUGCUGAGUAUAUGCCAACCUCUCAGCCAACAUUUAAUUUUACGGCCGACUGCAGUACCAUUAAAUCCCACCUCAAGUUUGUACAAACUGAACAUAACUCAGACGACUCUGUUCCGUCAACACAGAUAAAUCACUCUCAGAAGAAGCCAACUGAGCAACUAGAGAGAGGUAACCUCCGUAAGACAUUAGACACCAUGACGGAGAGUUCAAGCAUCUUACAGGCUUCAACGGCUGAACCACAAAGGUUUCGUGCAGCCUUAGAGAAUGGAACUCAUCAGCAAGAAGAAUGGUUUGAACCCUUAAAAAGUUCAAACGUAACACGAGAAGAGUCCUCAAAAUCCAUACGGACAACUACUGUCCAGUCAGAAGGGGAUUAUGGGUCAAUUGAAAUACCAGCUGCUCUUCCAGAAAAGCUUCCAGAUUGUUCGCUGUCUGGAAGCGCCCUCUUUUCAAGGCCAAAUAACUGUGUAACGACAUCAAUUGACCAGUCAGAGGAUCUAAAGCUGGCCAGGGACUCAUCAGUUGCACUCUCAGGGAAUUUUUCAAAUGCAACAUCAUCACAUUUAUGUGCAAAUAAUGAGAUAGAAUCUCUCCAAUCUGAACAUCUUAAGUCAACGACCUAUGUCAAAUUGGAUAACCUUAAUUAUAUAGGACAGACGAUAUCCAAACUUCCAGAGAUGCUAUGUCUGUUAGAUAAGGGGGAAACUGUACAACAAGUGCAUCAUCAGAACAUGGAGCCUACAGAAGACCAAACGGACCAAUCAAACGACUGUGGUGAAAUUUCUACCACUUACUUUCCAGACAAUUAUGAUGCCAAGCAGACAUCUGAGGCACAAUCAGAGACGAUUUAUCUAUCAAGAACACAUGACAGCCCCUGGAGUGACAGUGUUACUGCUAAUAAGGUGGCUGUUGAAGCAUCGCCAACUGUGCCUGUGAGAAUCACAACUCUUCGUGAGGCUGAGAGGAACAAGACUGUUGAAGUUGGUGAACCCAUUGAGCUACGAUGUGAGAUAUCAGAUCCUUUUGCUCCAGUAACUUGGUAUAAGGAUGGAAUAAAACUAUGCGAAGCAGCUGGGCACAAUAUGGUCACAGAGGGCUGCCUAAGAACACUGGCUGUCCAAUCAGCGAUGCUGUCUCAUGCAGGGAUUUACAGCUGCAAGACCUCAGAUGAUUCAGUAGAGUUUUAUGUGGAUGUUAAAGCUCCUCCUCUGACAUUUGCGACUCUGUCUGAGGCUGACCAGAGGAUGACAGUCCUAGCUGGCUCGCCAAUUGCUCUACAAUGCGAACUGUCAGACCCCUCUGGACAAGUCAGUUGGUACAAGGACGGAAAGAAGCUCCUAGCUCAAAGCGGAGUAGACAUCCAGUCACAGGGAAAUUUGAGGAGUCUGGUAGUGCCAUCGGCUGAGCGAGCUCAUACCGGUGUGUACCGGUGCGAGUCAAAGGAUGAUGACAUCCAGUUUUCUGUGGAAGUAAAAGGCCUACCUGUGAAGUUCACGAAGCUGGAGGAGAAGGACAGGAACAGGUCCAUCGAAAAGGGCGACCCUCUGGUCCUUUGCUGCGAACUCUCUCAUGACCCUUCGGCUCAUGUCGACUGGUAUAAGGACGGAAUGAGGCUUGGGUCUUUGGACCGGGCAGAAAUUAAGUCGGAUGGUCUGACAAGGACCCUACUCAUCCCAUCAGCUGAAAGCAUCCAUGCUGGAAUCUAUCAAUGUUCAACAUCAGAUGACAGCAUUACCUUUAAAGUGGACAUAAAAGACCACUCGCCAAGGAUCACGGCAACCCCACUGUCAGAAAAAUAUGCGAAGAUUAGGGUUGGUGCUCCGAUAAUCCUGCAGUGUGAGGUGUCAGACACUGCUGCUCAGGUUUCCUGGUUUAAAAACGAGGAGGAGCUGUUCUCCAGAACAGGCCUUGACAUGAAAAGAGACGGCAGUCUGAGGAAGUUAACAAUUCACUCAGCCAAGCUCUCUGAUUCUGGCCUCUACAGCUGCAGCCUCGCUGAUGAGGCUGUGGCCUUUCACGUGGACGUUGAAGCUCCUCCUGUGAGGUUUUCAAAACUGCCAGAGGUUGCAAGAAACAAAUGUGUAGGAGCAGGCUGCCCAAUUAAGCUGCAGUGUGAAGUCUCAGAGCCCGCUGCUGAAGUUCACUGGCAAAAAGAUGGAGAACGGCUUCUGCCAACAAGUGAAUAUGAAAUCCAAACAAGUGAAAAGCUGAGAGCGCUGCUGAUUCAGUCAGCUGAAGUCAGGCACUCUGGGCUGUACAGCUGUGAGGCUGCAGAUAACCGUAUACAAUUCAAGGUGGAUGUUGCAGCUGUUCCAGAGGCUGAGAGGAGCACAUCUGUUAAGGCAGGCAACCUGGUCAAAGUGCAUUGUGAGAUCUCAGACGAUGCUGUCCAGACCUGCUGGUAUGAGGACGGGAUAGCACUCUUGCCACAAUCGAAUUUAGAGGUCCAAUCAGACCCCGAUAAGGGAACACGGGUGACGGAGUCGGACCCGUCGUCAGAUUCUGAGGUCUAUGAAAGUAAAGCUGAUGACGAUGAUAACGAUUUCAAGGUGAAAGCGCCACCAGUAACAUUUGCCGAAGUCCCAGAGAAGGACCUUUUCCGUAGUGCUGUGGAACAGGAGCAGCUUGUUCUGUCGUGUGAAGUGUCAAGGGCUGACGGUGUUGUCCAGUGGUACAAAGAUGGGACUGAAAUACAACCAAGCAAUAAUGUUGUAAUGGAAGCGGAGGGAGCCGAGAGAAAUCUGAUAAUAAAUUCAGCCCAACUGUCUGACACCGGCACGUACACGUGCCGUACGGGAGAUAAUAUUUUAAUAUUCAAGGUCAACAUAAGAGAGCCUCCUGUGAUGAUCGUCUACCCCAAGGAAGAUGUCCACCUUGACCGUCAUGUACCUGAGGAAAUAAUUCUCAGCUGUGAACUUUCUCGCCCCAACGGUGUUGUUGGCUGGUUCAAGGAUGGCCAAAAGCUGCAAGAGAGUGAGAACAUCAAGCUGAAGUCAGAAGGACCUUACAGAAGACUGAAGAUCCUUUCUAGCAGAGUCGAAGACUCCGGGGAAUACGUUUGUGACACAGCUGACGACUCGAUAUUCUUUCAUCUUAACAUCACGGAACCUCCGGUGCAAAUUAUAUCGCCAAGUCAGUCCCAAAUGGAGCUGUGUCAGCAGACCUCUGAGCGGAUGGUACUGAGCUGUGAGAUCUCACGGCCCAACGCAGUGGUACGGUGGUACCGAGACGGACUCGAGGUGGAGGAAAGUGAGAAUCUUAUACUAGAAGUGGACGGUGUCUACAGAAGACUCAUUAUACCCGAGACAACCGUCAAAGAUUCUGCGGAAUACGUUUGUGACACAGGAGAUGAUUCUGUGACAUUUUUUGUGAACAUAGCAGAACCUCCAGUACGGUUUGUGCGCCCACGGAAGAUGGCGAGCAAGGUGGAGAGAGUGGUUGGUGAGACUCUGGUUCUAGACUGCGAGGUUUCACGAUCAAAUGCUGAAGUGACCUGGAAGAAGAAUGGAGAAGAGGUGGAGGACUCCAGAAAAGUCACAAUCCUUGAAGAUGGCAUCACACGUCAGUUGACUAUUCAUUCAGUAACAGCGGAGGACGCCGGGCAGUAUGUCUGUGACGCAAAAGAUGAUGUCAUGGAUUUCAACGUAAAAGUGCAAGAGCUGCCGGUCAAAAUUCUGGGAAAAACAGACGCAAAGGCAGAAAAACAGUUUCUAGCUUCAGACGAUAUUAUUCUAGUGUGUGAACUCUCGAAAGCCAAUGCAUCGGUCUGCUGGUACAAAGAUGGUCAGCUUAUUGAUGACACCAGGAGAUACUGUUGUGAAGAGCAAGACGUUUUCCGGUCCCUGGUUGUCCUAAAUGCUGCACUCGAAGAUUCAGGAGAGUAUACCUGCGAUGCAGGAGAUGACAAGAUGUCUUUUAACAUCACUGUGAAAGAACCUCCUGUGCAGAUUAUUGGAAACUCAGGACACCCAGAGCAUCACGUGAUGGUAGCAGGAGAUGAUCUUAUCCUGGAGUGUGAAGUGUCCAGACCGAACGCAGCAGUCGAGUGGAUACGAAAUGGCCAGAUACUCAAACCAAGCGAUCGGAUAAAUAUUGACAGCUAUGAUGUUGUGAGGAAGCUUGUCCUCUCUGGACUUCAGGCCUCAGACUCAGGAGAAUACGUCUGUGAUGCCACCGAUGACAAGUUAGUCACAGUUGUGGAAGUGCAAGACCCCCCAGCGAAGUUUCUUAAUAAAAAAGCAGAGAACAACAUCUCGGCUUGUGAAAAUGAGAGCGUCACACUGUGUGCCAUUGUGAGCGAUGAAAGAGCUAAUGUUCGUUGGCUGAAAGAUGGCCAGCUGUUGAAUAAAGACAACAUUCAUAUCUCCAAUGAGGGUAAAACUCAUAAGCUCACCAUUAAUCCUCUGCAGCUGUCAGAUUCUGGAGAAUAUGUCUGUGACGUGAGCACGGACGAAAUGCAUUUCACUCUUUUAGUCCAAGAAAUGAAGGUGAAAUUCACUAAACGUCUAGAGAGUGUGGUUUCUCAGAAAGGUAAAAUUCUUACAAUGCAAUGUGAGGUCAACAAGCCCAAAGGAGACGUCCAGUGGCUCAAAGACGGCAAAGAGAUAACGGCCAGUCGCCGCUGCACCAUACGGGCACAGGGCAGAGAGCGGAGCUUGACCAUCCACCACCUAGUGGACGAAGAUGCUGGAGAGUACGUCUGUGAAUCCACAGACGACCGAACAGUAGCCACGGUCAAGGUCGAAAGCCCCCGUGUUGUCGAGUUCAUUGCGGAGCUUCGUAACAUCACCAUCUGCGAAGGGGAAGAUGCCGUUUUCAAGUGCAUGGUCUCACCAGCCGACACCAAGUUGCUUUGGCGCUUGAACGGCAAGAAGGUGGCUCUGAACGAGCGCACGGUCAUUUCCUGCAACGGACUGUGCCACAUGCUCUGCAUCAGCAACUGCCUGGUCUCAGAUGGCGGCAGGGUGACAGCUGAUGCAGAGGGGGUGGUGUCAGAAGCAGAGCUGCAGGUCCAAGAGCAACAGGCGCUGUUCACAAAGAAAAUGACAGCAGUUGUAGCUGAGGAGUACAGCGAGGCAACUCUGGAGGUGGAGGUGAGUCUAGAGGCAGCAGAGGUGCAGUGGAUGAGGCAAGGGGUCCUGAUCCAUCCCGGCGCCAAGUACACCCUGAAACACAAGGGCCCAAAGCACACGCUCACCAUUCACAAGGUGGCCCUAUCCGACCGAGGCACCUACAGCUGCGAAACCCUCCACGACCGCACGCAGGCCCAGCUCGCCGUGGAGCCACGGAAAAUCACUAUCAAGAGAGGGCUAACAGACAUUAAAACCACAGAGAGAGAAACGGCCUCCUUUGAAGUGGAGCUCUCCCAUUCCAACGUCCCGGGAACCUGGAUCAGAAACGGAAUCCAGCUCAAGCCCACGAAUCACUUCCGUAUGAGCGCCAAGGGAGAAGUUCACAGCCUCACCAUCUCCAACCUUUCAGUGGAAGACACGGGCACCUUUGUGUUCACUGUAGAGAAUCUGAAAACAUCUGCAAGGCUUGUUGUGAAGGAGCCUCCAGUCAGUAUCAUCAGGAAGCUGGAGGACCAGAAAGUUCCUGAUGGCUCUGUUAUCUCUUUUGAUUGUGAGCUCUCGAGACACAACGUUGAUGUGAAAUGGAUGAAGGAUGGACUUGAAGUGAAGCCAAGCAAAGAUCUACGCAUUUAUGCAAUGGGAAGGAAGCGCUUUCUCCAGAUAAUGAAAUGUCGCACCGCUGACUCUGGCACGUACACAUGCGAUGCUGGUGAUGCCGUUACAUCCUGCACAGUGGAGGUCUAUGAGCGAGAGCUGUUGGUUCUGCAGGGCCUUGAAGAUCUGGACAUCCAGGAAGACCAGAAUGCCGUCUUUGUUUGUGAGAUCUCUGUAGAGGACGUUCCAGGUGAAUGGUACAAAAACGGGGAACGCAUACAACCCACCAGCACCGUCAAGAUCCGGCAGGAAGGAACAAAACAUUUUCUUCUCAUGUGUAAUGUGCGACCAGAAGACUCCGGGGAGAUCAAGUUUGUGGCAAGAAAUGUUGAAUCUGCUGCUUACCUGGAGGUGGAAGAGCUUCCGGUCAACAUCGUAAAACCCCUGCAGGAUACGACCGCCCUGGAGAAAAGCCGUGUCCUCCUGGACUGCACGGUGUCUAACCCCAGAUGCAGCAUCCGCUGGUACAAAGGCUGUAACGUCAUCCUGCCCUCUGAGCGCUUCGAGAUCUGCAGCGAAGGCUGUUACCGCAAACUGAUCAUCCAGCAGGUGGCGCUGGAGGAUGAAGGAACGUACAGUGUGCAGGUCGGAGAUUAUACAUGCUCGGCCAAACUGAAUGUGGAAGCCCAGUCUCCGCUGAUGGUCCGGGAGCUGAAAGAUGUGGAGGUGUCGGCCCACGGCGAAGCCUGCUUUGAGUGCGAGGUCUCGGUGCCGGUCCUCAGAUCCCCGGCGUGGAGUCUGAACGGGGAGCCCCUGCAGCCGAGCUCUCGGGUUCUCCUGGAGAAGAUGGGAACGGUGCACAGGCUGAGGCUGCGGCAGGCCACCCCUGACAUGAGCGGCGUGGUGGAGUUCUCCUCCGGGAAAGCAAGAAGUCAAGCCCAGCUUCGAGUAGUGGGGAAUCCCUGAAAGAGACGGCAAAUCUGCACUCCUCCAAGAUGGCUUGACCUACACGCUUUAACAACGCUCCGCUGACAUCGCUUAUUGAUUGGGUGCCUUUAAAAGCAGCUUCAACAGGGUUGACUAAUUGUUGAAUUCAAAUGUCCUGCUCUCUGAAACUUAUCACAAGAUUGUAUUUCAAAGUGUAUCUUUUAUCAUUGUAGAAACUCAAGCUGUCCCUGUAAAUAUCUCCGUUAAAGCGAUUGGGCGGCAACCUGUUGGUUAAAGCUGACUCAAAAUGUCUGUUAUUAUCCUUAAACAGCCAUAAGUCUAAGAAUAUCUAAAAGACAUGUUUAUGGUUUGAUUCCGGUGAUCCAGCAUGGGUGUGUUAUCAUUUUAAAUGCUCAAUGUUUUAAUUUACAGCAGAACCGAACUUGACUGCAUUGCUUAGAACUAGGAUUGGAAUGUAUGUAAUUAACUUUGGUUCUGUCAGUUUGAUUGAAUUGACGAUACAUUUCUGUAUAUAAACUGGAUUUUCUUUCUUUCUUUUUUUUGUAAAGGGAUUUGAAAUGUUUGUUGUGAUGUAGUGCUACUUAAACUGAAAUGAACUGUAUGGAAUUAAAUUAAUAUGCUAUAUUAUAUCUGAAACAAAACUAACUUAAAGCUGUUUACUGUUGUAUGCGCCUGGAUGUAGACACAGUGCUGUAAUGUACUGACUGCUCAUAAUUACCCCACAAAAACCCACAUCAAGAAAACGGAGGUAGGCGAAACCCUCUACAACUUUAAUCCAAUGUUUUUCAAACUGCUUAUGAAUUAAACAACCUGUGGUCUCAGACCUCAUUUUUCUAAGUCCAAAACUGACAUUUUUCCUCAAUGUUUUAUUUAAUUCAUUUUGUAGUAGAACUUCGGAACAUAAACACAUGUGCAAAAUCUCUUCAUAUGCAACUUAGAUCUUUAGACUACUACUUUGAACUAUGUCUUUGCAAACAACAUGGAGUCAAUAAAACAAGUUUUAAUUCUGUUCAAGAAAGAUAUUCUUAACACCC